This is a messenger RNA of Pelobates cultripes (western spadefoot toad), 7131 nucleotides long. The record is from the annotation of a GenBank genome assembly. Lineage: Eukaryota; Metazoa; Chordata; Amphibia; Anura; Pelobatidae.
UAUGAUACUUUCUUUUUUGCGAGAUAUGGUUUCACUACUAUUUACUUUGCAAACAGCGUUUCUGUGCCACGUCGUCAAAUCUUAUUUGCACUUCUUCCUUCAACAUGCAAAGUUGUGUACAAUAUGCAAACAGAAUACCCCAUUACACCUGCACAGCUCGUCCCGCAGGUUCCCUUACUUUACCAGCUCACCUGCUCACAUCUCGAGCAAGCGAGAUAGGCUGCAGCAGAGCAGCUUUAUCUGGUUUUUAAGGCGAGAUAAUUAAAUGGAUUCCUGACAUUCUUCAGCUUCACUUAAUAUAGAAUAAUGAUUAACACAGCUUGGGAGAGCAGAGCCUGGCAGGCAGACAUGCAGCUCGUGGGGAAGCUGGCAUUUUCUGUUUCUGCGUUAUUUGUAUUGGCAUUGGCGUACAGAUUCUAUAAGUCACGAACACCUGAGAGAGCCAGCAUAUCGAGGGAAGAUGCUACUGUUCUCACAGGAGAAGAAGCUAGGACUUCUGAGGUUCCUCGGCGAAGUUACGAGGAGGAUGAAACCACUGGACUGCGGCUCAGACGGUCAUACAACAACCUGCAGGACAGCAAAGUCUCCGAUCUGGACAACACACACCUGUCCGAUAAACCUUUAAAUACACAGCGGCUUCUCCUUACAGCUCAAAAAGGAUUACAAAGAGUAGAAUGGGAGACAGGAGAAAAUAAAACCAGAACUGCAACCUGUGAAAAUCAGACGGAUGCAAAGAGUGCAGUAGUACGAGAAAGAGGCAGCCUUCCAGAUCCGGAACAGUGUCAGAACCAGGACUCUCUGCAAGAACAAACUAGAAAAGUAGACAGUUGUGAUGGAAAAUCCACUGAGAGUCCCGGUCAGAAUUACCGUCAGGAUCCAGAAGGAAUAGAAAUGAAUGUAAAUUUGGAUUCGGGGAAUGAAAUUGGUGGCUCAGCAAGAGCCAUCCAAAACAUAGAGACACUGUGUGACAUUAAUGUGACAACCAGUCAAGACCAUCAGAUCAUCCACGAACAGCACAGGUUCUCAUCCACAGCUCAAGUUCAAAUAGAGGAGAAUAUCAUCCAAGAGACAUCGGUUGAAGACACCUCUCCAGCUCACAAUCAAACACCAGGAUGCCUGCGAGGAAAGGUCUACAAUUAUCAUGUAGAGUCCACUUCACAAACAUUAAGAGAAAGAAAUGUUAAUGCUGGGGCCAGCCCCUCUGACCAAUCUCUCGCUCAUCUUAAGGCAGACCUGGAACCUUAUGAUGAGAAAGAAAGUGUGAUAAAUCAUCCUGAUCAAACCGACAACAUUGAGGCAGAUAAUUUAGGAUUAUUCCAUUCACAAGGCCAACCAAAGGAUUCUAGUAACAAUGAAGAUGAUAUUCCAAGUCUGGAGACUAGGUCUGAGAGUGGGGAAUAUAAAGGUUCUGUGAUACCUUCCUCAAACCAAGCCGUAAGUAGAGAUAUACAGUUUGAUUCCAGUGCUGCUACAUUUCAUGUCUCUCUGAAUCCAGAAUCCACCUUUGAUAUCCAUCUUGAGUUGGGGAACUGCUACGAGGUGUUGUCCUUAGCCAAGAAGCACAACCUUGAUGACAUUAAGGUGGCUGCCUACAAGGUCAUGAGCAUCAACUACCUGCAGGUAUUACAAAACCCUUCUGUGUACGGGCGCCUGAAUGCCACAGAGAGAGACUUGAUUCUAGACAUUCGAAUGAAGGGCAGGAGAUAUGUUGUGGUUGCUGACAUUGACACCCCGGGUUAUUCUGAUUCUCAAAACCACAGUAGUCUGAAAUACUAUGACAACAUAAAAAACGUGUGGCACGUACUGUCUGACAUCCCAAAGGAGGCUGUGUGCAGGGGAUGCUCUGUUGCUACCAUGUUCAAUUAUAUUUUUGUCGCCCUUGGAUCUGAAAGUCCUGAGAGACAAAUGAAACCAUCGAAACGCGUUGUUUGCUACAACCCACUCACAAACAACUGGCGAGAAAUCUGUCCUCUAAAAGAGGCUAGGCCUCACUGCAAACUGGUGGCACUCGAUGGGUAUUUAUAUGCCAUUGGAGGGGAGUGUCUUCACACCGUCGAACGCUAUGACCCACGCCAAAACAGGUGGUCUUACGUUGCUCCUCUUCCCAAUGACACUUUUGCUGUAGCCCACAUGGCAGCAGCCUACGAUGAUGAGAUUUACGUUACUGGUGGGACUAUUCGGUACAUGCUUUUGAGAUACCGUCCCAAGGAAAAUGUCUGGAAAAACAGCAUUAUAAGUGGAAGUAAAGACAGAACCACAGACAUGGUGGCUGCUAAUAAUUUCUUGUAUCGAUUUGAUCUGAACCGUAGCAUGGGGAUUAGUGUUCACCGCUGUAACAUCAGAGCCAGGAUUUGGUAUGAAUGUGCCAAUUACCCAAUGCCGUACCCAACGCCUUUCCAAUGUGCCGUCAUUGACAACAAUAUCUUCUGCAUCAGCAGAAAUUUCCACCUGCGUUUCCUGACAGACGACAUCUCGCCCAGGUUUGUGGAUGGGGAUCUUACAACUUUACCCCAGCCAAAAGGUGUGCUUUACCCCUUGGUCCUUCAUCUCCCAGUAACGACAUCCUACUGACCAUUAUUAAAGUAUACAAGCAACUUCAAAACAUUAUAUUAAUGAACAGAGCAAAAAAGAAUAUUCUUAACAUUUGCAAUGUUUAAGCUAAAAUAUAAAAAAAAAAAAGGUUAAAUAUAUUUUCCAACAUGUACUCCUACUCCAACUUGUUAAUCACUGGUUAUAGUGUCUCUUGUUCUCUUUUAGUAACUGGUGCUGGACUCAUUGAAUUUUAGCUUGGCCUGCCUUCCUCUUAUGACUGUAAUAUAUAGUUUUACAUGACAGCAAGGUUGUAUUAAUGGCUAAAAAUAAGUUAUACAUGAACCAAACUAAGAUCAAAGAAACCUGAUUGUUCUUUGACUACAAUACCCAGAAUCCUCUGACAUCAAUAACUGAUGCAGCAUGGAAAUCAUGUUUUAUGCUCUGUUGAUUAAUGUGAAUUUGUUUUAUUUUUAUAGAUGUAACAAUUAUUUAUACUCACUGUACAUUUUUAGACAGCAGCCAACAACUGGGUUUAGAGAGAGUUUUCUGAGUCCCGCGCUAGUUAUACAGAUGUACAUAACAUAUAAAAUUGAGCUAUGUGGCUCGAUACCAAAACAAGAUCAUGCAUUCUAAAUAGGGGCCUCUCUGCUUCUGCACAAAAUUUUCGAAAUAUAUAUUCUGCAUUCAUAAAGACUCAAUGAACGCUCUAAAUCUUCAGUAGCCGAGCAAAAAUCCCAAAUUCAGAGUAAUUGCUGCACAUUACUCCAGUAAUUCACUGAUAUGACUUUCUAACUGUUAAACACAUGAUCUUUAGAUUUUGCCUCAAAAGGUAUAAUUCAUGCUUUGCAUGUAAAUGAACCCAGUAUCAGGAGAAUAUUAUCCAGAAAAGGCUUCAUGCGGAAUAUAGCUAGCAAUGGCUUUAUACUCACUAAACAGUGAGUUGAGUUGGCAGCUGACUUGCAAUAUUUGGACUAGAUAAUUGUGUUACAAAAUAACCCAAAGCCCAGUUCCCUUUAAUAUUAUUUCUAUAACUGCGAGCUGUUAACAGACGACAAACCACUGUUCAGUGAAUAGAGCCUCAGAGAGCCCACAGCUUUCUAACAAGAUUAUCUAAAGAUAUGCAAUCAAUAAUCAAUAAAAUAAAAGUUUGAAUUGAAACACUCAAAUUAAUUUAAUUUAUCUAAACAUUGAAAUGUGGCAAAUUAACUAAACUGUGAAAUUCAGGCUAAAAUAGCCACGCGGAGACUAUUUCUGCAAAGGAGAAUUUUUCCAAAUUGGCUAUUCUGGCCUGUAUUUUAAAAUGCAGUUUUUAAUUAGGAAAUAAAGUGCUGAGUGUCUGCACACAGAUUCAGUGAUAGCAGCCACCUGCAGUGUUAGUAUCCCUAAAUAUACACAUUGAGCUACUCUGGCCUUAAACCGGAAAUUCACUUCAAAUUAUUAUUAUUAUUGCCAUUUAUAUAGCGCCAACAGAUUCCGUAGUGCUUUACAAUAUUAUAAGAGGGGGGAUUUCACUAUAAAUUGAUCAAUUACAAGAAAAAAAAUCCAGGAAUGAUAAGGUUGAAGAGGACCCUGCUCAAACGAGCUUACAGUCUGUAGGAAUUUUCACUCUAGUGAAUAACUGUGAAUCUGGAUAACCUAUGGGGCACUCUUGUGUGCAAAUGGGAACUAAAUAAAGGAGGGGGAUUUACCCAAAUUGGACAAAUUUAAGCCAUAAAAUUACCAAUCCUGGGGUAGAAUACUGAAUUUGGAGAAUGUCCUUAUAUUCUAAUGGCAUAUACCUUGUGCUAAACCAUGAGUUCUCUUACUGAUAUAUCUCUCAGACUCCUCCCCCUAGUUCUAAACAUGUGGCUGAGCAUUAUGAGAGUGGCCAUGCAGCAAUAAUUGGCACGUUGUCUUUUGUCUAUCCCUGCAGUCCGCGAGCAUCUUUGCACCAGGAUGAUAAAUAUGGCUUUAUGAGUGUGAGUGACAGAUAUCUGUCCUGUCACUGAGCUGGUUUAGAGAUACUGCUAGAUUUAUCAAGUUAAUACGGGCUGUUCUGGGUGCAAAGUGCUAAAUGUCGAGACAUUCCUUGGUAAUUUCUCCUUACGUAGCGAUUUGCCCCAGAAUUGCACCUAUUUUGGCCUUGAUAAAUCUGCCCAAUAGUUUAUGAUUUAAAGCUCAGGAAACCUUCUGAAGUCCCAGUCCGUUUUAUGAUGUCAUUGAUUCAGACGCCAAGUGCCAAGGGCACAGUAAACGUCCGCACUUUGUAUAGUUAGAUUGUAACCUUUACUUCGCUCAGUUUAUUGGUCCAUUAACGAGUUACUAUCUCAUCACAUGUGGCAAAGCUGCUAAUUAAACGGUUAUAUAGUAUACCGUGUCUGCACCACCAACAGGAUUAUGGGCGAUGUAGUUUAACUGCUCUGGUAAACAGACAGUAACUAUUAACCCUUUACACGCAGCGUGUCCUGUCCACCAUUCUAACAAUGGGGUUUACAUACCAAACAAUGGUUUGAGAUGUUUUCGAAAGGAAUUAUAAAAUUGAAACUUUAAACUCAGCAGUUUUUACAAGUCGAAUAUGUUGGUCUAAUCCAGGAGUCCUUAAACGGUGGCCCUCCAGGUGUUGCUGAACUACAACUCCUAUGAUUCUUUAAAUUACACAGAUAGCCAGAGAAUCAUGGGAGUUGUAGUUCAGCAACAUCUGGGGGGCCGGAGUUUGAGGACCCGUGCUCUAAUCUUUUUACGUUCUUUUUUCGACUGCCAAGAAACCCAUUAUUCUGAACACUUACCUAUCCUGAGGCAUGUUGGGUGUGCUCAGGCACAAUCUAAUUGGCCAAUUUGUCCCUGCUGUCAUCCAUUUAGAUAGAUACCUACCUGCGCAUGUUAAUCAGUUUUUAAUUGCUUGUUAUCUGCUGAAUGAUAAAGAGAAUAUUGCUGGGUACACCUGCUAUCACAGAGUAAUAAACUGCAUCAUAUUCUUUAAAGGGACGCCCUCAGCACCAAAGCAACUACAGAUCUUUGUCCCUAUCCCACCCUUUUUAAAUUAAUGGUAUCGAUUGGCUGUGUAUCCCAGCUAAUCAAUGCUGUCCAAGUAUGGAAAAAGUGGAUCUUGCUAACACAAAUGUAAAUUCUGAAUUAGCAAUACGGCAAGCAAGGGACAGGACUUAAACAUGGUUUGACACAGAGCCAAGGGCUAGGAGCCUGCUAGCACUGAACCAACUACCAUGGGCUGCAGUGGUUAUAGUGCUUGAAUGUCCCUUUAACCCCUUAAGGACACAUGACAUGUGUGACAUGUCAUGAUUCCCUUUUAUUCCAGAAGUUUGGUCCUUAAAUAACAAAAGGCUGUUAAUUAAAACAAAACAAUUUUAGUUUUUGGGUGGAUUAAAAUACUUGUUCUGUGAGAUUUUGCUAUUUAUAUAUGAUUGCCUUUUACCUGUGACUGCACACCGUAAUAACGUUCCAGAGAAGGUUGUGUACAUUUCAUGUGCCUGUACACACAGGGGCGAGAGUAAAUGGCACCAAUUCUAGGCCUGAACCUUAAAAUCUACUAAUUAACAUGUUUUCUCUGUGACUGUACAGGCAGCUAAGCACAAUGAGCCCGUAAAGCUUGUCAUUUAGAGAUAAAUGGUCUGUAAUUGAGGUAACCUGACAAUUAGGAGAUGUGUGAAAUGUGUGAAAAUGAAAGGGAGAUCUCUCUUGGAAGAGCUCGAUGGAUUCCGGCUGUGCUGCCGGCAGAUUCAGGGAAAGGGACAGGGAGCCCAUAGGUAAUGAAUCCUGCCUGUAAUGAUAAAAUAUAGCAAUGCUCAGAAAAUACAUAAAUCAUGCAGGGCAGACUGUUGUGUGUGUCUUGAUCAGAACUGCUGUGAAUCGUUACACCAUGAAAAGCAGACUUUAAAACAUAGCCCAAAUUAAUCAGGACAGAUAUCAGCACCUCACAGCUCACUUAUUAAUGAAUAAAAACUUAAAUCAUACCAUUCUUCCUGAAGGGGUUAAUAUUUCAACUGCUACUAUCUCUUUAACUCCGGAUGUAUGAGAACUCAUGGGAAGGGAAAAAUUGGGGUAAAAAAAGAAUUAUAAAAACAGAAAAUGUUGUUUUCCAGAUAAGAAUAUUAAUAUGGAGGUUUUCCUCGCCUGCGCAAAGUGUUCACAUUACAAAUUAUUGUAUUAAUUCCAACAUUUACGAAGCGAGUUUCCCUGAUAAUGUAGAAAACAGAACAAUUUAAUGUACAGUUUUGUGACUUAAUACGAGCCGCAGGAUUUUAAACGAUGAUAUUUGCAGUUUUACAGAGGCAUUAUUUUUUCGAUUCACGUGAUCCGCAGGAUGUAAACAUUAUUUGAAAAUAAGCGUUUGGUGAUUGUAGGCCGCAAAGGCUAUUAGCAAAAGGUUCCUGUAAGCGACAGAUGUUAAACAAAAUUCACGCAAAUGCAGCAUAAUCUUACAAAUCAUUCUCUUUGAGGGGGAAUAAUGUGUGACAACAUAUUGAGCUACAAUGUAAUUUUCUUAAAGCACAGCUGAAAUCCGCAUUAUUUUAAAUGAAUUUUAUUUUUUUUAAAUAAUGUAAUUUUAUUUUAUUGAGAUUAAUAUAUAUUAAAAAAAUUAAAUAUAUUUAUAAACGUGAUAAA